AUGCUGGACGCACCGCGGACUCUGGAGGAACUUCAGGCAGUCCUCACUAGCGCCCCAUCCGCGACAGCCCUUCUUGAUGCUCUGAUGGAUGCGGAAGGAGAAAUAUGUCUACAGUCUGAUGACACAGCAUUGUUGCAAUCCUACUAUUCGGCCUACCUAUUUGCGCUACUCUUGCGUGAUGAACUUACUGAAGCGCGGAUGUUAAACCGGAGAAUACCUCGGAGCUUAACCAGCGCGGAUACUGCAUUGGAGACACACUUCCGUGACAGAACGCUGGAAGACCUCAGUCUCGCCUAUGGAGCUCUUCGACCCGAGACUGCUGCUUCAUAUCUAGGCUUCGAUAUUGCACCACCGAGUACAGAUGCAAUGGAAGAUGUGUCGAGCCCGACCACCUCAGAGAUUAUUGAAAUACUAGUACAAAGAGGGUGGGAGUACGAUUCAGCCACCAACCUACUAAAACCGAUCAUCAGCACAUCAGUUGCGGGGGACCCCGAGUUAGACCAAGUCAAGAUUGGACAACUGGCGGCGCUCCUGGGAACUCAUGGUGGCUGA
This is a messenger RNA of Uncinocarpus reesii 1704, 552 nucleotides long. RefSeq lists its product as uncharacterized. The transcript is spliced from 3 exons. NCBI's taxonomy places the organism in Eukaryota, Fungi, Ascomycota, Eurotiomycetes, Onygenales, Onygenaceae. Bases 1 to 552 code for a protein of 183 amino acids. The record is from RefSeq and is a predicted model, not a curated record.